AUGGCGCUUGCAAAAGCAGGUGUUCGCACCAAAUUGCAGCAGUAUCCAGGGUUGGCACAUUACUUCUGGAUCUUCUUCGGCCUCGAGGUCAGCAAGGAGUUUAUCAGUGACCUGAUUGCGGGAACUCAAUGGAUGAUUUCACAGAUGGCUUAG
This is a messenger RNA of Aspergillus ruber CBS 135680, 153 nucleotides long. RefSeq lists its product as uncharacterized. NCBI's taxonomy places the organism in Eukaryota, Fungi, Ascomycota, Eurotiomycetes, Eurotiales, Aspergillaceae. The record is from RefSeq and is a predicted model, not a curated record. The coding region runs from base 1 to 153 and encodes 50 amino acids. The transcript is spliced from 2 exons.